CGAAAGAACCAGAAUAAUUUGAGGUGGGACAUCAAACCAUUACCUAUAAAGAUGCCAUGUUCCCUCCCUCCGCUCACAAUUAAUCCUACUGUCCAAUGCGCACAAGGACACGCUCCAUCACCAAGCAUAUAUUCUCGACACCCUCCUCCACUGAACCAACCUCCCCCGUUUAUAAAUGUAAACCCAUCAUCCCAAAAGCUCUAACACUGUCCACCAACUCCCCUCUCUCUAUUAAUUUCUAGCUAUAUAUCUUUCUCUAGUCUCUUAGCUGAACUUCCAAAACUAUUUCUUCUUCUUCUUCUUUCUGUCUCUCUAUCUGCCACUAUGAACUGAUUCUAGCCUUAUAAAACACUAGCUCCAAAACUCUCUAUACACUUAUCGCUCUGACUAACUAAAAGAAGUUACCAUGAAGUACGGGGAGAUCACCCACUUCGGCCACCCCCAGCACAAGCUCCGGUUCGAGUACGCGGAGAUACCCUUCAAAUGCGACGGCUGCAAGGAGGCCGGCAUCGGGUCCCGCUUCAAGUGCAGCCUCUGCGACUACGACCUCCACAAGCAGUGCGCCCUCGCCGCCCCGUCCUCCAUCCUCCGCCACCCCUUCUACCCGAAAUGCGCCUUCUACCUCCUCCCCCGCCCUCCUGGCAACGGCCCCCGCUACUGCAACGCUUGCGAGCGCGACGUCUCCGGCCUCGUCUACCACUGCCAUUCCUGCGGCUUCGACCUCCACCCCUGCUGCGCCAAUCUCCCCCACGUCCUCGACGCCGACAGCGGUGGAGGAGGGGAGCUCCGGCUCUUCCUCCACCGCAAGGUGUCGGCGCCGUGCCACCGGUGCGGCCGGAAGGGGCGGAGCUGGAGCUACCGGAGUGCGUGCAAGCAGUACAACCUCCACGUUGCAUGCGUGAUGGAGAUGCUGGUGGAAAGCUGGCACGAGAUCUACUACGGCGUUGGCGGAGGCAGAGAUGGAAAGCGGGGAUUGGUGGGGAUAAAUGGGAUGAAUAGGAUUCCGAGCAUAAAGGGGGUGGGGAAGAGCCACCACCGGUCCCGGAAGGGGAAGGUGAAGCGGUGCUGCGAGCUGGCGGCGAUGGCGGUGCAGUUCAUCAUCUCCGCCGUGCUUGGAGAUCCGACGGCUAUCAUUGCCGGGGUGGUAGGGUCGUUUAUAUCCAGGUGAAGUCUUGAGGAUGGCUUGAUGGAUGUACAACUGGACUUUGUAUGUCGUGCUGGAAUUGGACCCAAAAAGAAAUGUUUGUUUCAGUGCACGGAUGUUGGAGUUCUGAACACUUUGUACAGGCUUUGUAGUCCUGAUCAACGGUUCAGGUAAACUAUGCUUUUCGUAUAACGGAGCCACGGUGCUAUCUUGGACUUUGGGGUUGGUUGUGCAGCAUGUGGACUUUGUGAUUCACGAUUUUGAUUCUGUUUGUUGGUUUAUGCCUUUAUGGGUUCUUGGGAUGUCGAUGGGCCAACUGGUCCGAAUUCGGACCAACACCGAGUGAAGCCUGCUCAAACACUGUAUAUGUUUAUCGGCCACCGGGGGCCAUCCACAUCCCUUGGUUGGGUCACCCAGGUCGUAGGAGAUCCAACGGUGGAUUGCGAAGGAAGAUGAAUCCUUCCACGCGAAAGAU
Elaeis guineensis (African oil palm) is the source of this 1619-nucleotide messenger RNA. RefSeq lists its product as uncharacterized. NCBI's taxonomy places the organism in Eukaryota, Viridiplantae, Streptophyta, Magnoliopsida, Arecales, Arecaceae. The record is from RefSeq and is a predicted model, not a curated record.